Notothenia coriiceps (black rockcod) is the source of this 3982-nucleotide messenger RNA. RefSeq names its product transcriptional repressor scratch 1-like. The coding region runs from base 285 to 1178 and encodes 297 amino acids. NCBI's taxonomy places the organism in Eukaryota, Metazoa, Chordata, Actinopteri, Perciformes, Nototheniidae. Gene Ontology annotation, biological process: regulation of DNA-templated transcription. Gene Ontology annotation, molecular function: RNA polymerase II cis-regulatory region sequence-specific DNA binding; DNA-binding transcription factor activity, RNA polymerase II-specific. The record is from RefSeq and is a predicted model, not a curated record. The transcript has 2 exons.
UCUUCCAGUGGAGAGCAAAACAGAUUAGCAGCAACAAAUCACAAGUAGAUUUUAGGUAUGCUAGAAAACACGAGGAGCAAUUGGUUUGUGUGAUCUUUAAAAGCCAUGUCUCCUAUCUUAAUUGGAGGGACUGAAGGCACCUUUAGUAGCUGAAACCAGUUUACGAUUAUUAAAACCAAGCAAAUAAGAGUUUCAGAUAAAGGUUUUUGUGGAGUUUGAAGUGGAAGACAGAAGGAGGGUGUGUUUUUGUAUUGCAUAAGUGAAGGAGCAACUACUGUCCCAUCAUGCCUCGCUCUUUCUUGGUGAAGAAAAUCAAAUUGGAUGAUUUUUCAGCACAGCUGGAGAGCUCAUAUAGUCACAGAAGAGAAGCCCUCAGUCUGCGAUUCCAUCAUCAUGACAAAGGCUACGUCAGCGACUACCUUAGUCCUUCCCCAUAUGAUGUUAUGGCCGGAAGUGAGUCACCUGUCAUCACUAAAGUCGCCUCCCCUGUCCGCCCAUCAAUCAUCUAUAGCCACAUCGAAGACACCUAUUCUGGUAUCCAUGGUGAUGUCCACGGCGACUCGGACCAGCCGGACAGCCCGCGAUCUGAAGUUUCCUCAUCAGCAGGUGAAUACAUCAACGGGGACGCGGCGGUGAGCGAUGAGUACACAGUGGAUGCGUUUUUCAUCAUGGACGGACGGUCACGGAGGAAGUCCACAGGAAACGCCAAAGGAGCCAUCCAGAGGCACUCCUGCAACGAGUGCGGAAAGUCCUACGCCACGUCCUCCAACCUGAGCCGCCACAAGCAGACGCACCGGAGCAUAGACAGCAAGAUGGCCAAGAAGUGCCCCACAUGUGGGAAAGUGUACGUGUCCAUGCCAGCCAUGGCCAUGCACCUGCUGACACAUGACCUCAAGCACAAGUGUGACGUGUGCAGCAAAGCGUUCAGCCGGCCGUGGCUGCUGCAGGGCCACAUGCGCUCGCACACGGGGGAGAAGCCCUUUGGGUGUGCACACUGUGGCAAAGCGUUCGCCGACCGGUCAAACCUGCGUGCUCACAUGCAGACACACUCGGCCUUCAAGCACUACAAGUGUAAACGCUGUGACAAGACGUUUGCACUCAAGAGUUACCUGAACAAGCACUACGAGUCGGCGUGCUUCAAGGGGGCUUUCUCCCCGAUGAGCUCACUGAGUGAAUGAUUGGUUCCAAAAGGUUGACUUUUGUUUGUUUGAAUCAGAUUUAGCUGGCCUCACGCCCUAAUUUGUGUGCUUUCUCCAACAAGAGUCUUCUCUGCAAGGAUCAUGAGGCAAAAGAACAGAUUGAGUCCAUUUUUAUCAAAACCCUCCAAUCCCUCCUUUGUCUCCUUUUUUGGAAGUGAGGUGAAAAGUUUGCGAUACGUGAUUCAGAUCGUCACCUGCUUUGACGAGAUACGUCCACUUUUGAGGCUGUUUUGAGUAUACGCGUGGAUAAAUGAAGCACAGUACAUCCAGCUCAUCAUUUUUGAAGAUACCUAGAUCUAUUUAUGUCCAUAUCUAUCCUCGUGCCACUUUUUUUUUUCAACCCAUGACGAAUCAACACUGAAGCACAAUUCCUCUCCCAUCUCUGUCUUGCUGUGACAGGACUAUCACGUAUAGCAUGAAUCACAUCUUCUUGCAAAGAGAUUCAAUAAACUUUACAAUGUAAUGUUUUUUAGAGACAAAUAAAACAAAACAUUCAUAAUCUAAGGAUAAAGGUGUUAUCCUGCUUUUGAAACGGACUUUGGACGGAACUCAUAAGGAGAUCAAGCAUCUAAAAACAAUGAAAGCACACUGCGUUUUCUGCAAGUAAGCAAAAAUACUUGUGAAGCUUUUAAUUUACACUAGGGACAUGCUUUGCCUACUGUUUACUGUGUUGGCCACUGACACAUUUACACUGAACUGUGAUCAUUUACAAAUCUUCCAUACCAUGGGAUGGCAAGGUACACCUUUGGAGUGGGAAAACAAUCUUUAUGGUGAUUUUCUUUAAACCAAUGUCUUAAAUGGACACAGAUAUACAACAUAUUUUUAAGUUAUCUUUCUGGCAUUUGUGCUUUACUUGACAGUAACCUGUGGAAAGUAUAAGGGAAUAGUUACUCAACAAACAGUGUUUUCCUACAACCUAAAUAUGAUGUUAUUUAUUUUUACACGUCAAUGUCAGAUGAGGAUCCAGACAUUUAAAAUGUCUUAAUUUUCCCUGUAAAGGUUAAACCUUUUCUCAAGUGUUGUAUAAAAGUGUUUUUGUUGCCAGAAGGCCACACAGUGCUCAUCUUUAGGUCUUUUUAAGUGUCUAUUUAUUGCCUAAUUUAUUUAUUUAUGUUUGUGUAAAGGUAUUGAUUUGCACCUUACUUUGUUAUAUUUUGCCUUUGUUACAAAUAUGCCAAAGCAUUUGACACUUUCUAAUUACCGAAUACCUUUUUACUUUUGUCCGCCACUUUAAUUAUAAAAACUACUGCAUGCAAAAAAUAACUAUAGCCUAAUAAUGGAAUCUAUGCCAAUUUUAUGAAUCUUUGGGAUAUUUUGCCAAACCUCUUAGAUAACAGGCAAAUUGAGCAAAUGUCUUUCUUGGGCAAUAUUUCAUUCAUAUCCGAUAGAGCAAUAAUGCAUGAUAUUUUUGAAGAGACGUGAGUCAUAACUGCUUGUAACAUCUUGAUUUUUUCAAGUACCACUAUUCUAUGUAGUUAUGAGAAAGGAAAUUUCAGGGAGUUAGCAAACCAAGUUAGUGUUAAAUAUGGAGGGUUGGGUUAAGAGCUCUGUAUGUGGAGGGAGUGUGACACUGUUGUGAUUCUGAGAGGCUUCCCCCAGUGACUUCUCUAAUGGUAAAGUGUUCAAACAGAUCCAAUUAGCAAGAGAGUAGGUUUUCCAAUCUCUGCUGAUUAGUAUGUAUUAUUAUCUAAAACCAUAAUUCUAUCUUGGCAUCAUUAGCUUGUUGACAAUUAUGUCUAUGUAAGCAUUAGGAGCUGUUGGUGCUUCCAGGGAUUCACACAGAUGACACGACUCCUUCAGUUGGAGGGCUCUUGGUUGUGUCGGGACGGGUCUUUUUGUACAUGGUUUAUGCACUGCCUGCCUCGUAUUAUUAUUCUAAAAAUAUUGUAGAAAGUAGAAGGUAAUACCAUAGACCUCUGGUGCUGAAACAUGGAUGAAAACACAAACCCAGAACCAGAACGAUUGAGAGCUUUGGUACUUUCUAAGUUCUUGGUUUGAGUAGUUGAAUAGGUGAAAAACAACUUUACAGCAGCUGAGGUUUUUGUGGCAAUCCGCAAUGAAAUUAAAGUGAUUGUUGAGGAAGAAAAGAAGACAUUUUGUCAAUAUUUCAGCACCAGAGUGCAUCGAAAAACACUUAGUCUACUUUGAACUACCGUAGCCUAAUAUAGCCACAAGCUAGUUUACCUAUUCUUAUAUAAAAGCACUUCCUGUUACGAAUUAUAUCUUACAACUUUUUUUUUUUUGUUCAAAGAUAGUAGCACAAUGAAAGAGUUUAGAUUCAGGUAGACAAUGCCUUGUAUGUAGAAAUAACAACCUCUUUCUCCUUUUUCUACACUGAUGAAUCAAAGGUAUCAACAACAACAAAGAUGCUGAAAUGUCACACGCUGUGUUGUCCUUAAAUGACACAUGAAAAUAUGCUUAAAAGUGACACAUGGUAUAAAUAAACUCCUUUUUACACAUUGUGUCAUUUUUUUACAUAUUUGUGGGAGAGCAUCUUCACCACACCUUUUUUAAGAGUGAAUGAAAACUUGACUGUGGCAAGAGGCCUUGUAAAUAAGCACUGAUGUGACUUUGGAGUCAAAUAAUUUCUACAGAUCUGUAUAGAGUGACAGUGAUGCAGAUGAUGAUGAUGAUGAUAAUGAUAAUGAUGAGGAUGAUGAGGAUUCUGAAUUUCUCUGGAGCUUCCUUCUUUGUUUUGAGUUCUUCCUCUGAGGUUUUUUUGGACCUCCAGUGGCAGUUUUAAACAAUGUAAAGCACAAAGACAACACUGGGCAUUUUGUUUC